AUGUUACGACGAACCCUGCUCAUAAACCAAUCAAACGACGGAACGAACGGCCGCGAACAAGCUGAGCCACCACAGCUGCGGCUGUUUCCAUCUAUCACGCCGUCCAGACUCGCGUCCGGGGCUGGCUCAAGAGAUAGUAAUGUCGGUGAGGCGGUGCACACAGGCCGCCGGACCAAUCCUAUGCCUGACAACUGGCAGACGUUGAAACAUCGACUCCAGAGCUCUCAGUUCUUGUUCUCCAAGUUCAAAACAGCUGCUUCGCACUACUUUCCGACAAACACCAUCACGAUGCCUGCCAGUGUUGCCUCCUCCGUCUCGACUAUCAUCAAGCCCUCACCAGCCCCGAAGUGCGGUGAGUCGUGCGAUUGCUGUGGUUGCGACGAGUCCUGCUGGUGCACCGUCAUGUAA
Molecule: messenger RNA, 408 nt
Organism: Alternaria arborescens
Lineage: Eukaryota; Fungi; Ascomycota; Dothideomycetes; Pleosporales; Pleosporaceae
Exons: 3
Coding region: 1-408 (135 amino acids)
Source: RefSeq, a predicted model, not a curated record